Molecule: messenger RNA, 1407 nt
Organism: Eutrema salsugineum
Lineage: Eukaryota; Viridiplantae; Streptophyta; Magnoliopsida; Brassicales; Brassicaceae
Exons: 6
Coding region: 1-1407 (468 amino acids)
Source: RefSeq, a predicted model, not a curated record
AUGUUUAGGUCAGAGGCAACAGCAAGAGAAUUACGGUGGCAUAGUACUAAUAAGAGCAGUGAUGGAAAGCUUCGUCAUCCGGUUGAUUCAGUAACAUGGGAGCAUAUGGACGCCAAGUUCCCUUCAUUUGCCGCUGAGGAAAGGAACAUUAGGCUUGGACUAUCAACCGAUGGCUUUAAUCCAUUCAACAUGAAGAAUACAAGGUACAGCAGUUGGCCUGUUCUUUUAGUUAAUUAUAAUAUGGCUCCUAAUCUAUGCAUGGCGAAGGAGAACAUAAUGCUUUCUUUGUUGAUUCCUGGUCCGCAACAACCAGGAAAUAGUAUAGAUGUAUACUUAGAACCGCUGAUAGAUGAUCUGAACCAGCUUUGGGAGAAGAGCGUGCUUACAUACGAUGCACUAAGUGGUACCACUUUUACUUUGAAGGCGAUGCUUCUUUGGACCAUUAGUGACCUACCAGCUUCCGGGAAUCUCGCAGGGUGCAAAGUAAAAGAGGAUACUAGGAAACAGAAACAAACUUUAGUACCCGUUGAAGAGUGUAAUUCUGAUAGUGACGAAAUUGACAGUGAGUCUGAAGAUGAGGAAGAAGUCGAAAUAGAUGAGGAAGAGCUAUCAAGGUGGAAGAAACGGUCGAUUUUUUUCAAUCUUCCGUACUGGGAGGAACUACCGGACGGCCUCAAUGCACGUAAAGAUCUUCAAGUACUUGGAAUCAGGAAGGAUUUGCACCCUAGACCACAAGGAAAGAGAACCUAUCUGCCUGCAGCACCGUGGUCGUUGUCCAAAGAAGAAAAGAAAAUAUUCUGCAGUCGGCUACAUGAAUUCAAAGGACCAGAUGGGUAUUGCUCCAACAUUUCGAGGAGCGUAUCUGUAGAUGACCCUAACAUCAUGGGAAUGAAGUCUCAUGACUAUCACGUCUUGAUGCAACAACUUCUACCAGUUGCAUUACGAGAUAGAGAGCAGAUUGCAGUAAUAGAGAUUGAAAUAGUGGAGACUCUUUGUAUGUUUGAGCGGUUUUUCCCACCCAGCUUCUUCGAUAUAAUGGUGCAUUUGUGUCUCCAUCUAGGAAGAGAAGCCAGACUGGGUGGACCAGUCCACUUCAGAUGGAUGUAUCCAUUUGAGAGGCACAUGAAAAUAUUGAAGGAUUACGUAAGAAAUCCUGCAAGACCAGAGGGCUGCAUAGCUGAGUCUUACCUAUCGAAGAAAUGUAUGCAGUUCUGCAAUCUGUUUUUGAAGAAAACCACCAGUGUGGAGGACAUUCCUGAACGUAAUGUUGAGUACGAAAGUAGAACCAUACUUGAAGGUCGGCCAAUAUCCGCAGCUAAGACUAUUACUCUCAAUGAGAUAGACAAGAACAUAGCCCAUUUGGCUGUCCUUCAAAAUACUGCAUUGGUCGAACCAUAUGUUGAGUAA